Capsella rubella is the source of this 667-nucleotide messenger RNA. RefSeq names its product GLABROUS1 enhancer-binding protein-like 1. The transcript is spliced from 2 exons. NCBI's taxonomy places the organism in Eukaryota, Viridiplantae, Streptophyta, Magnoliopsida, Brassicales, Brassicaceae. The record is from RefSeq and is a predicted model, not a curated record. The coding region runs from base 97 to 528 and encodes 143 amino acids.
ACACAAGCACACAAGCACACACACCUUUUCUUCACCUUCUUCACAAAUCCAUCGAGUCUUCGUUUUCGUUUCCUCCGAGCUCAAAUCUCGACAAAAAUGGCGGUUCCGAUUCACUUCCUCAUCAACUCUCCACAUGGAUCAUCCGACGACGAGUUCUACGAUUCGGAAAUUUCCUAUUCAUCUGAAGACGACGAGUCAAUGGAAGAAGAAGCCGAAUCGUCGUCCGUGUUAGUAAACACAAACGCAGGCUCUCGCUCUUCUCUUCUCUCCGAUCUCGAACAUGACGAAACUGAGCUUGAUGGUGGUACUAGUGAGGAGAGGUUUUGGGUUCAGUAUCCGUAUCUGAAGGAGUUAGUGGAGAUUAUUGUAGCUCAAGGUUUGAUCUCUGAGAACAUUGCUUUUGAGAGAGUCAAGCUUAUUGGUGAUGACAAGGCUAAAGAGUUGAAUGAUGGAUGGAAGGCUUUGUGUAUUAGGGAGCAAGAUUUGGGUAACCAGAUGCUUCAGCUUCUUGCUUCUGCCAUGAAAUGAAUACCUUUGAAUUUCAAGGAAAUGUUUCUUCUUUUGUUUUUCGUCUGUGACAAAACUUUGAUCUUUUGAUGUUGUUGUUUAUGUUGGUUUUGGAACUUUAAAUCUGUUUAUCUCUAUGAAACAUUCACAGUUUCAUGUA